Messenger RNA from Aspergillus clavatus NRRL 1, 1854 nucleotides. Its product is annotated as rRNA processing protein RRP9. Bases 1 to 1854 code for a protein of 617 amino acids. The transcript is spliced from 2 exons. Lineage: Eukaryota; Fungi; Ascomycota; Eurotiomycetes; Eurotiales; Aspergillaceae. Gene Ontology annotation, cellular component: small-subunit processome. Gene Ontology annotation, molecular function: protein binding; snoRNA binding. The record is from RefSeq and is a predicted model, not a curated record.
AUGUCGUCCUUCUUCACAUUGCCCGCUUCGCAACGAAAGCGGAAGAGAGACGAUCGCGGCGCAGCUCCGGCAUCAAAAAAGCGAGGUGUGGAUGCGGAUGGAGGUUCUGGUGCGAAGAGCAAGAGCAGGACAAGGGAAAGGGAUGAGUCGAUCUCUGGGAGUGACAUUGACGAAGAUGUCGAGAGUGUGGAGUUGGAACUGUCGGAAGAGGAGAGUGGCUCAGAGUCCGAGCAGGGCGAGACAGCAGCGGAGAGACGGUUAAAACUCGCUGAGAGAUACCUGGAGAAUGUGCGGGAGGAGGUGGACGAUUAUGGUUUUGAUGCGGCAGAAAUUGAUCGAGAUUUGAUCGCCGAAAGAUUAAAAGAGGAUGUGGAUGAAUUCAAAGGGCGCGCAUAUCGUCAAAUAGCCUCGGAUUUGGCCUUUGCGACUGCAACACCCACUUUCUUCCGUGCAGAUACCCAAUCAACAACAUCAAUCGCGGUUCACCCCCCUUACGUUUACACAGUGUCCAAAGACAAGACUCUGAUCAAAUGGGAACUCGCUACACCAAGUCAAUCCUCUGCAGCACCUUCGGCGGCGACAGAUGGACGUCCUCCUCGGCCGCAAAGAAAGAAGCCAAAGCAAGUCAAAUUCGCCCGGGGUUUACGGAAGGUCGCUGAGACUGGUGAGGAACAUGGUCACACUAAGGCUGUUCUCUCAGUUGCAGUAUCGCCAUCAGGCAAGUUCGUCGCUACGGGUGGAGAGGAUCGGAAAUUGAUCAUCUGGGAUGCGGCCACCUUGACCCCGAUGAAGACUUUCACCCAACAUCGUGACGCCGUCAGUGGGCUUGCUUUCGUUCGACACAUCUCUACUAUGAACUCCGGGGAGCAAUUGUUCACCGGAUCUUAUGACAGAACCAUCAAGACAUGGUCUUUGAGCUCCGCCGGUCACGCCUACGUCGAGACGCUCUUCGGUCAUCAGGACAAUGUGUCCUCGGUUGCCGCCAUGACCAUUGAUCAGUGCAUCAGUGUUGGCGCACGGGACCGCACCGCUCGACUGUGGAAGGUCGCUGAAGAAUCACAGCUGGUCUUCCGUGGCGGAUCUCAGAAACACGCUUAUCAAGAUAACACCAUCGACUGCGUGGCACCUCUACCACCCUCUCAUUUUGUCACCGGCUCCGAUUCGGGCGCUCUCUCGCUCUGGUCCAUCCAUAAGAAGAAGCCUCUUCAUACUAUCCAAUGCGCUCACGGUCUCGAUCCUCUACCACCACUGGACGAGCUCUCAUCCGAAGUCGAUCCACAACUAGCGGGCACCAACACCCGAUUCAUGCGGCAGAUGCCUCGCUGGAUCACAGCCUUGGCAACAGUCCCAGGCACCGACGUCGUCCUCAGCGGUAGCUGGGACGGCUUCAUCCGCGCGUGGAAGAUCUCCGAGGACAAGAAGACGAUUCUGCCCCUGGGGCCCAUCGGCGUAGGAAAGCUAGGGUCUGCCGCUCCCGACACCCCAUCCCGACAGCUCAAGCAGACCCUUGAGUUCGACGCAGAUGGCAUGUCCGUCGACGAGCCCCAGAAGGACCAGAGCAAGGACGCCGCUAGCGAGGAAGUUGAGCCCCUCGUCAAGGGCGUCAUCAAUGAUAUCGCCGUCUUUGAGCGCCGCGCCGAGACGAAAAAACCGGGCCAAAUCCCCUCCGAGUCCAAGUCCAAGUCAUCCGAGCCCGAGCCGCGCGGUCUCUGCAUCGUCGCUGCUGUAGGAAAGGAGCACCGCUUCGGUCGCUGGAAGUGCUUCACGAGCAACUUCCAUCAAGGUUCUGCGCCUGAUGGCCGCAAUGGCGCGGUUGUCUUUGAGGUCCCAUUUAUCUCCGACUCGAAGCAAUAA